Actinia tenebrosa (Australian red waratah sea anemone) is the source of this 7699-nucleotide messenger RNA. RefSeq names its product polycystin-1-like protein 2. The record is from RefSeq and is a predicted model, not a curated record. NCBI's taxonomy places the organism in Eukaryota, Metazoa, Cnidaria, Anthozoa, Actiniaria, Actiniidae. Gene Ontology annotation, biological process: detection of mechanical stimulus. Gene Ontology annotation, molecular function: calcium channel activity; calcium ion binding; protein binding. Gene Ontology annotation, cellular component: membrane.
CAUUGGCGGUCAACAGUGCUAAUAUGCUAUCAAAUGUGAAUCCAUUGAUAAUUUUCCUGCUUCCACGCAGAAAUAUUGAUAUUUAGCAGUGUCAGUGGUUCUGUUUCGACAAUUCCAAAGGCAACAUGAAAGGAUCCAGAACAGCACUGCAUAUCGUAUUUAUAUAUAUUCUUAUUUUCGGAACACUUCUCCUAAACCAACGUUUGGCAGGUUCUAAACUCCAAGUCCCACUUGAAAACAUAACAGCGUCAUGCCGGGAUCCUUUAGGAAUGGAAAAUGGUAUUAUAAAGGACAACCAGAUCACUGUCUUUUCUGCAUAUAAUGACGACUUCAAUACCUAUGGAGCCCAAAGAGCAAGGCUUAACUUGAAGACUUGGCCACAGGGACACAGAGCUAAACCCGACAAGGCAUCAAGUACUUGGCUGAAGAUUGAGUUAAAGGAGAAUAUGAUUAUAACUGGUAUAGCAACUCAAGGUUAUGGGGACCCCAGCGUUGGAGAAUGGGUAAAGCAAUACAUGCUACUAUACUCGACUGGAAAAGAUUAUUUGUACUUUAAGGAUCAGAGCGGAGGCCUAAAGAUGUUUGCAGGAAAUACAGACUGGCAUUCCAUUAAACGUAACGAGGUGCCGAUCCCAACGGUCGUAAAAAGUAUUAUGCUAAUGCCCACGGAUUAUCACACUAAUUUUGCAUUAAGAAUGGAGUUGUAUGGAUGUAAACCAGGCUAUUACUUCAUUGUGUCGCUUAUGAUAUUGGACACUUAUUUUACCACUAUUUUUUUGAAUUCAAAUGAAACUAUGUAUAAAACCAUGAAAGAGGACACAGAAAUGGAGGUGGGUUACGCACUCGAGGGUGUCGCAGGCUAUCUUGGAGCAAAGCUUGAAAGAUUUAGUCCUGAAAAGUCUCAGUAUUCUGAGCUAAAUCUAAUGGCUGAGGUGAGGAUCAACUGUAUUGAGGCUAGUGUGCACUUUCUCACAACAAAACUCCAAAGUUCAAUCCAGCAGACCGAAGGACUCUUUCAGUCCUCAUCUAUGAAGGUCAAGUAUCCAUUGGACUUCUCCUGUCGACCACCAUCAGUUAAAGUCAACUUGAGUAAAACUGAAGCAGAGGCUAGUAUCGUUCAUUUAACAGAUCCUAUCACAUUGAAAGGUGAAGUUGAGCUACGAUGUAAUGCAACGUCAGAGACGUUAUACGCAUGGGAGCUAGCUCACGUUAGGAUGGAGAACAAGCAACUUAUAUCACCCGUAACGUUUGGUAUGGGAUUGAUCCAGGUUACAGAGAAAGCCCGAAAAUGGGGCGUUGGAUUAAAAUACGUCAGGUUUAGUGCCUCAAUGAUAGGACAAGAAGGAACGACCUCAUAUGACUAUGGUUUUAUCAAUGUCACAUUACCACCUUUGGUAGCAAAUAUUAAGGGGCCAAAAGAAGUUGUUAAGGGCACUGGUCCAUUUGUACUUGAUGCAAGAGAUUCUUUGGAUCCAAGCGAUCCGUUUACUAAAUAUAAGGGAAUCACCUUCAUUUGGUUAUGCCGGAGAAGCGGCGAAAGUUUUACCGGAGUAAACAUGAGCCAUCCAUUUGACGUUAUAUCUGUGACGAGGAAGAGAAAUAAAGGUGGCUGUUUUGGGUAUGGUCCCGGAAAAAUGAAUGAAACUGGGCCUUUGCUACAUGUGGAGCCUGCAUUUAUGGCUUCUAAGAACGUUUAUGUAUUUCAAGUAAUCAUAACGAAGGACAACAGACAAACUAAACUCGAGCAUCAAAUGAGAGUAAACUCUUCUUUAUCUCUUUCUUUAAGAUGCCUGAUAAAUUGCGGUCAUAAAGUUAGCACCAACUUACGAAUGACAGUCGAGGCAGUAUGUAAAGGUUUGACUUGCAAAGCAAUACAAAGUCACAACUGGGUCCUUUAUACAAACAUUGCAUCACAUAAUGUGACUGUUCCGAAAUGGCAGAAAGUGGAUGACCUAGAAGAAAAAUCUCUAACAGAUUUGGACAGCCAUUCCAUUGUUAUCAAAGGGAGACUCAAUGAGAAUUUUAACGCGCUGGAAAACGAUGCUGAAUACAAAUUAGUUGGCGAAGUUCUUUUGAAAGAUGGUUCUGUCGAAAGAGAUCAAAUGACUUUCAUCACAAACUCCCCUCCGCAAGGAGGAUACUGCAUGGCAGAUCCUGAGAUAGGAACCGCUGUUACAACUGAAUUUUAUGUUCAAUGUGAUGAAUUUAAGGACGACGAUCUACCACUGCAGUUUGAAUUCAGAUACCACACCAACACAGGCAUGAUCGUCAUCGAAAAGACCUUUAGUAAUCAUAUAAUAACUAGAUUACCUCUUGGAGAUCCUGUGGCAGACUACAUUGUUCCUAUCGAGGUGCUUGUUUCUGAUUCUUUCGGAGGUUCAUCCAUGGACUUUACCUUCGUAUUUGUUAAGCCAAUGAUUACUAAAGAUGUUUCAGGCACACUAAAGUCAAUGACAAGCGGAAAAAACAGUGCCAUGGGUAAUCUUCUAAAAUCGGGAGAUGUGAGCAAGGCUACCCAAAUGGCAUAUGCAGUCCUUUCACUUGUUGAUAAAAGCGAGGGAAACAUAGAAGCUACAGACAGAAAAUCGGUUGAUAUCGUUCGUACUCAAUUACGCUCAAAGUUAAAGGUAACCAAGAGUAGCGUAAAAAACCUAAAAGAUGGUAUAAUCGAUCAAAUCUCCAAGGUGAAAGUGAAAAAUUUGGAGCAGGUGACUCAAGUGGCUGCGGUAGUUGCAUUAGCAACUGGCCAAAAAGAUGAAAUUUCCCAAAAAUCACAAGAAAACGCUGUCGGCCUGUUGGAAGAUACUGCUUUGUUCAUGGCUAAUCAGAAAAAUGAUAAUCCAGAACUUUUGCAGAAAGUUGGUGCAAGUCUUCUUCAUGGUAUUGGCAACAUCCUGAGCGCAGCAUCCAAUGAAGCCAAGGAAACAGCGAAUGAAAAGGAGAAAAGAGGAAAUAGACAUAAACCUGACAAGGAGAGCGAGGAAACGAAAAAAAAGGGGAAAGAAAUGUCGGAGAAAACGUUACAACUAAUGGAAGUAGUUGGUGGAAGUCUUCUAUCAACAAAAACGGUGGGGGAAAAGCCAAGUGUUUUCAAGACAAAAAAUAUGGCGUUACUGUUAGACCGACAAAUGGCUUCCAAAAUGGGCAACAAAAAACUGGGAGAAGGAGAUAGCGAAGUGGCAUUGCCUUCCGCGGAUACACUAUUUGGAAACAACUCUGACAAUAUGGCCGCUAUUGAUUCUCAGAUGAUGGCAUUUGAUGAAAAUCCAUUUACUUGGGAUUCGAGCUCAAAAAAUGUCAGGUCAUCCGUUGUAGAGUUCAAAUUUAAAACCAGCCAUGGAAAAGUACUCGAUAUCACAGGACUGUCAAAGCCUAUUGAGUUAUAUAUACCACAAAAACUCCAAGAAGAGCCACAGAAUGUGAAUAAUUCGUCAAACGAGUAUUUUGUUAAGCCAAGUAAAAAUAAGAAAAAUAUUCGAAGUCACCAAAUAACAAUCCCAUCCCAUGAUGCUGCAGUUUCUGUUACCAUUAAACCACAAGAUGGAAUCAACCUAGUAGUAUACGUACGACACUUGUUGAAGCCUACUCCUGAUUCUUACGAUUUGAAAAAGAUCAUGCCAGAUUACACGAGCUGUUUAAAUUAUGACGUUGAAAUGGGGUAUCAAAAUUGCACUGAUGAUCCUUACACUCUAACCAUUUCGAGUGCUAGUACUGGUGAAAUAGGCAUUCAUUAUAUUGGUGUUCAGUACACCCCUGUACAAAGUAUGGACCCUGUGAAUCCUUCGGAUGGAGAAGUGAUAAGUGCUCGAUUAAGAAGGGACUGUUACAGUCACAGCGGAAGAGUGAAGAGAGGGUGUAUUGGCGUAAAAGACCCUCCUACCACCCCAGCUCCUACUCCAUUAAUUAUAGUCCCUUUAUAUAAUGGUAGCACAGAUGUCAAUUACACAAUGUCUGUAAGUGUAACUUCGUGCCUAUAUUGGUCUGAAAAGCAAUCAAAAUGGACAAGCGAGGGAUGCAAGGUUGGUCCAAAGUCUAAUGCUAGAAAGCUUCACUGCUUGUGCACGCAUUUGUCUGCAUUUGGCGGUGAUUUCUUUGUCGCACCUAACCCUAUUGACUUCGACAAAGUGUUUGCAGAAUUUGGAAGACUUGGAGAAACAGGAAACUUUGUCGUGUUAGCAACUGUCUGUGGAUUGUUUGGGUUGUACUUUAUUGGACUUGUUUUUGCAAGAAAAGCUGAUAAAAGAGACGAUACUAAGGUUAUUGCUAAUGUGUAUCUCAGGGAAAAAGAUAUGCAAGAGGGAUAUAUCUACCAGAUAUCUGUACAGACGGGCAUGUGGAGAGGAUACGGAACGACAGCGAAUGUUGGUAUAAGGAUCUAUGGCGAAGAGGGAAAGUCGGAUGACAUAUUGCUUACGGAUAAAAGCCUUAACAAAACCUUUUUUUCGCGAGGUAGUGUUAACAACUUCACCAUUGCAUUACCUGUGUCUGUUGGUGAAUUGCUCAAAAUUAAACUGUGGCAUGACAAUUCUGGCCCAAGUCCUGCGUGGUUUUUCCAACAAGUUCUCAUAACCGAUGCACAGACAGGAGAACAGUGGCACUUCCUGGGAAAUAGAUGGCUUGCUGUUGAGAAAGGAGAUGGCCAAAUUGAGGUAGAAAUCCUUAAAGCAGAUAAGAAGCAACUUUCAGGUUUCAAAAAUCUAUUUCACUCCCGAACAGCCCGUAGCUUAGGAGAGGGACACCUUUGGCUAUCCAUCUUCACAAGACCACCCCACAACACAUUUACAAGAUGCCAAAGGCUUUCCUGUUGCCUCUCUAUCCUUUUUGCAGCUAUGGUCACCAAUGCCAUGUUUUAUCAGUUUGGAACAGAACCAAAGGACACUUUUAAUAUCGGGCCACUAAAAAUGAGCUGGACCCAGAUCAAGAUUGGAAUACAAAGCAGUAUUGUGGCUAUUCCUGUCAACAUCUUAAUUGUGACAAUAUUUAGAAAUAUCAAACAAAACGUUCCUGACAAUGACAAUCACAGGGAAGAUGGAAACUCCAAUAGCAAAAAGAAAAAGACUCCAGGGUGCUUGCCCCAUUUCUUCAUAUACAUUGGUUGGACUUUGUGCAUCUUAACGUCCUUAGCUGCAGCUACAUUCACUGUGUUUUAUAGUUUGAUGUGGGGUGCAAAUACAUCGAAUCAGUGGCUGACGUCUAUUAUGGUUUCAUUUUUCCAAGAUGUCAUCAUAACUCAACCAAUAAAAGUCAUUGCAAUCGCAUCUCUAUUGUCGUUGGUUUUGAAGAAACCCCCUGAAAAUGAUGUUGUCCUUGGCGAAUCUCUGAAAAACGAAAAAGAAAAUGGCAAUCGUAAGGGCUGCGUGGCACCAAGAGGAGAAGAACUCGAGAAACAAAGAGAAUAUCAAAAGAAGGUCAUCGAAAUGUUUAGAACUUUGGUGGAAAUAAUAUUCUUCAUGAUUUUCUUGCUUCUUGUAACUGUGGUGUGCUACGGAAAUAGAAGCGUUUCGAGGUAUCACAUGACUGAAGGAAUGGAAAAAUUAUGCAGUGGUUUUGAAAAGGCAUUGACGACGGACAAAUUUUGGAAUUGGACCAAAAACAAACUGCUGCCAGCGUUAUAUGACACUGAUUGGUAUAAUGGCGAACCUUUUACCUCUGAAGAGGGUUUUGUUAGUAAUCGAGAGAUGUUUAUAGUAGGAAUGCCCCGUCUUAGACAGCUAAGGAUGCGGCCAGAGCGUCAUUGUUCUAUUGAGAAAAAAGAGCCACGAAUUUCACAUCAAUUCAAAAGGUGCAUUCCAAAAUACUCGCAUGAGCAUGAAGACAAAACAGAAUUUAAUAUGCCUGGAUGGAACCCAGUCUAUAACGUUAAUGCAACAAUGAGCUUGUUUGAGUUAUGGGACCUUUGUCCCAAACCCUGGAGAUAUCGAACCGCACGAUCGUUGAAUUCUUUACCUUUUCAAGGAGCUGAGGUUUCCUAUGAUGGGGGAGGCUUUGUUGCUGACUUAGGUUACGAUGUCGGACAAGCCAUGGACGUAAUUAAUAACUUAGAAUAUCACAAGUGGAUAGAUGAUAAAACUGCAGCUGUGAUAGUUGAAAUCACCGUCUUUGAUCCAGCAACUUUACUUUUCAGUCACGUUAAAUAUCUAUACGAGAGAUUCACAACAGGUGGAACAAAUGUACGAACAACAAUUAAAACGCUGGUUUUGUAUUCUUCAUCAGAUCAAACCUUUCAAUCUUUCUACCAAGUUUGUCAGCUGAUGCUCAUGCUCAUGAUUCUUUUCUUCUUCUUCGUUGAAAUCGGGAAGGUAUACCGCCAAGGACGUGCGUAUGUGAGACAAUUCUGGAACUGGAUGGAGCUAGUGCAGAUUAUCAGUGCUGUAUCGGCUAUCGUGAUGUUCUUUUUUAAAGAGAAAUACACUAGUGACUUCGUUCGAAAAGUGCAGAACAACCCUUACGAGACCUCGAGCAUCGAUUACAUUAUUUUGUGGUCAGAUUUAGAGAUAUAUUUGCUUUCUCUGGUUAUUUUCAUCGUCACGAUCAAAUUCCUUCGACUUAUCAGAUUCAAUCGCAGCAUAUGCCAAAUGACUGGAACUUUAGUAAGAUCUGCUAAAAACAUAUGGUCGUUUUUCAUCAUUUUUGUUGCUAUUCUUUUGGGGUUCACUCAACUGGGAUUCCUUGCUUUUGGAGCCACAGUUACAGCCUACUCAUCUUUUUUCCAGUCCUUACGCUCCGUUAUGCAAAUGCUCCUAGGAGGAGAAAUGCAUUUUUAUGAGCUGCAAUCUACAAAUGGCAUCAUAGGCCCGAUAUUUACUUUUGUGUUUAUGUUUUCCAUGACCAUGAUACUAUUAAACAUGUUCCUAGCGAUCCUUAACGAGUCGUACGAAGAAACAAGGGAGGACGAAAAUUCUGAUGAUUUUGCUGAUGCUGAUCUCUGCGAUUUCAUGUUUUCUUACUUCGGAAGCAAGUAUAAGCUGUUCCUUGAAGAAUACAAGAAUGUGCAAACCAAAAUAUUGUCAAUUGCGGAACGCUUCAUAAGACAAAGAAGAAAACGAAAAGAAGAAGAGUAUCACAGGCUACAUGCCGAAGAAGUUAAAGAAACAGAUGUUUGCGAAGACGAGUCUAAUCGAAAGAAAAGCGGUCUGGUUUUCCUUGCGUCCAUCGAGUCGUUUCACGAUCUUUUAAGUGAUGAAAAUUUAGAUGACAUAAAGAGUAACAUUACUGAUCUCAAACAAUCUCUCACCUCCCUUCAUUCGCUGGAAGGCAAUAAAUUGUUGCCCCUUCCAAAAGAGUAUGAAUCUCAGGCUUAUGCAUCGCCAAAAUGGGACAGCCCAGAAGUCGAAAUCAGCCCAGUUACCAGCUCGCAACAAACAUCGAUAUUUGAUCGGCCGCCGCCUUACGAAAGAUCAAUAUUUGAUCGGCCGUUAGAACCUGUUACUUCAAUAUUCGAUAGACCGAACCAUAGUUACUUCAGUGGCCGCUAUUCACCCUUUUCAUCUUCUAGAGCACUCAAUUAUCAAGGAGUGAGACAGUCGAAAUAUCUCUUAAUGGAUGAGGACGAAGAUGGAUCUACAGCAAAUGAAAAUUCAAGGCUUUUAACGCCUAAAUAUCCGACUGUCGAUACAACGACAACUUCAAUAGCUGGAUCAGAUGGAAACGAAUAAACAUUCCUGCAUGGCCAAAUUUGCGAAUUUUUGGAGGCGGGAUG